Messenger RNA from Pipra filicauda (Wire-tailed manakin), 8976 nucleotides. RefSeq names its product LTO1 maturation factor of ABCE1 (gene LTO1). NCBI's taxonomy places the organism in Eukaryota, Metazoa, Chordata, Aves, Passeriformes, Pipridae. Bases 32 to 424 code for a protein of 130 amino acids. The record is from RefSeq and is a predicted model, not a curated record. The transcript is spliced from 5 exons.
GCCGUCGUUCCCGGCGUGCCCCGCGCCCGCCAUGGCCGACAUGUUCGACGGGAUCGUGAUGGCCGAGCAGCGGUUCCACGGUGAGGGGUAUCAGGAGGGAUAUGCCGAAGGCAGCCACAUUGGAAUUGCUGAGGGAAGGAGGUACGGAGCGCUCCACGGCGCCAAGAUCGGGUCGGAGAUUGGCUGCUACCUUGGGUUUGCACUGACAUGGCACUGUCUGCUCCAGAAAUGCACAGAUGAAAAGAGCAGCAAAAAGAUAAGGGCUCUGGAGUCAUUAAUAGGGAUGAUUCAGAAAUUCCCAUAUGAAGACCCCACUUAUGAUAAGCUGCAGGAAGAUCUGGAAAAAAUCAGAGGAAAAUUUAAACAGGCUGCUGAAGUCAUGGCAAUCCAGAAGACUUGUAAUUUUCCUUUCUACAAGAUGUGAUGAGUACAAGAAACAGUGAAUUUUGAGGCAUCAGCAGAGCAAGGUAAACUCUGACCCCCAUUUGCUAAAGCUUGUGAGCACAAUUCUCAUUCUGCCUUCAUACUUUCCAUUUCUUGUCAGCUGUAAUGUGAAGGUGAUCAAAAUUCCAGCUUUGAAUGAGCAGCUGUAAUCAUCAGAAAUGGGUGAAAUAAAUCAGAAAAAAACAUCUGUGGAUGCAACUGUUUGCUUCAAAAUCAGUCCUGUAGAGGUAGUUUGGUUCAUUUGAAUCCCAUUACAUUUUUGUGAAACGAGGUUGUGAUAAUUUACAUGUGGAUGUGUGAGGAAAGUCUGGAGUGCAUUGGUUGGUUCUCUGACUCUUUGGUCUGAUUGCUGUCGAGGUCUGAAAUCUAAAAGCAACAGUGUGUUUUAGUAUGCACAUAGAACCUGUUCAGUGCCAGCUUGCUUUGUGGAUAAUCACCACUGAAGGAAGAAAAAUAAAGACUGGUUUAAACUCUCUGGCUUUGUAGGGUUAUUUUUGGUGAGUAAACUACACAUUUUGAUCUGUGUCUUCUGAAAUGGUAGCACGUUUUUAUCAAUCGUUUUUUAAAUAGGUUGUGUUGGGAUGAAAUGAGUUUUAAUUUUCCGGUGGAUCAAGUUUUGGUUUUCGAAGAGAUGCAAGAGAGAGUUUAAACCUGCAGUGUAUUUAUGAGUGCUUAUUUACACUUUGGCUGGAAAUACAACUUCCUCUAUUGGAAUAAAGGGAGAUCCAUCUGUCAAAAGUCUGCCUGCACCCUAAUAUUCCACAGUGCUUUAGAGUAAGAGCUGAUACCCUUUUAAGGUACAGAAAGAGAUCAAAUAAUCUGAAUUGCUGAGGUUUUAAAUCCAUAAGUCAUGUUCUGUUGGCAUCUUUUCUGUAUGCACUUACAUCCCUUUUUGAAUAUAAAGUUUUAGGGCUUAUCUCCACAUAAAGGUAUUAUUAAAAAAAGCAUUAAAAAUGGAAUCUUUGACUUAUAAUAAUAAUGCAACUACAGGCAUGGAUCUGAUACUUUUUUAUUUGCUCACAAGCUGUCAGAGCUGUACAUUGUGUUGGAUACAGCCUUCUGUCUCAAGUUCUGAUUUAAUGAUCUGAGAUUCUUUUCUGGUGUUGUUCUCAAUAUAAAAGUGGGUGCCUUGUCCCUGUGUGGCUUGUUUGAACAUUUGUAGGGUUUUUAAUGAUGUCCUGUAAUUACAGGAGAGUAAUAAUUAAAAAUAAAAAAACCCAGCGUUGCAUGCUGGAAAGGGAAUGUUGGUGAUGCUAAUUAACACCAUUUUCUGGAGGUAAAGGUGUGGGUAAGCAAGGUGAGGAUAAGGCUCCAUGCCAGGGUAGUUGCUUCCUUAAUUUCUGCAGGGAUAGCAGCACGAAGCACUACAUGUUUUUGAGAAAGAACUGGUGUGUUAUAGUUUGAAAUCUACUGGAAUGUUAGAAUUACCUGAAGUCCCCCUGGAUGAGAAUCCUUAUUUCUGGUUUUCUCUGAUUUUUCUUUGUUCAGGUCACUCCAGAGUUAUAGAGCGAUGUGUGUGGGGUAUAUCUCACCCUGAUUAAACAGAAAGGCUUUGGUUUGAAACAAAAGGCUUAGUAUUUUUGGUAAUGUUAUAAUUCUUUAUAUUCUUAGUGCUAUAAAUGUUAGUGCCUUUUGAAUACUUGCCCUUUGCAACUUCUCCUGGCCGUGGAUUCUGGUCUAAUUACAACCUAAAACUCCAGCUUCCAUAGUUUGGCAAGUAACCAUGAAGAUUCUCAUUUUACAGUCUGCCAGAGCUGUUUUUUUAAUGGAUAAAGUUGUGACAGCACAUAUUACCACAGGAGUGUACGUAUCAGCAGAGAAAAUGGGGAUUGGGGAGCUGUGAAGAGUCCUGCAGCAAGUGUCCAGUUGCAGGUUUUGGUGUCCAACUGGAGCAAUCCACUGCUGAAGUGCUCCGGUGUGUCCCAGUGCUUGGAAUUGCAGGACCAGCCUGGCCUCCAGUGAUAAUAAAAAUAAUAAUAAAAAACCUUUUAUGCACUAUUUUGAAAGCUUGUACAGUUAGUUCAUUUUUGGGUAUCUCUUUGGCACCACACUGCAAGUAUUCCAACCUUUAUCACUGGAGUGUUAAAUUAUUCCCUCGGUGUAAUAAUUGAAUUUUUUCAGCACUUUUCAUCCUAAAAUUCUCUUAAGUACUUAGUACCCCCUGACCAUACACAGAGCUCUAUCAAGUGAUGUAUUACUGUGUGGAAGGCCAGCAUGGAAGACUUUGUAAAUCCAUGAAAUAUAUGAAAGGUAAAUCAGAAAAAAAUCAGGCACUGUGGCUUGUUGCACAAUGGUUUUAAUUAUUCUGUCCCAUUUUUUUUACAUCAAUUUACACUGACCACUAGUACAGCAUUCUGGUUUUGGCAUUGCAAAACUGCCUGCGGAGGAUUUCUGAAUAGGCAUAAGAAAUGGCAUAAAGCUUUUGUUUGGUAAAAUUGGGAAGCUUUGUUACAGUCGUGAGGAAUUUCCACGGGUGACGUCUGAAAUAGUGGCCUACUGACUGAAAGGAUUUAAGUGGUAUUUGCUCUGUAAUAAAAUUACAGAAUUUUAUUUUAGCAAAACGUCCAGCAGAAGGAAGAUUGAUUGUUCAGCCUCUGCAUCCUGAUCUGCCUUGGACAGAAUCAACCCCAGUAUUUGUCACUGUCUUUCAUUUUUUUUUAUCGCUGCUCCAUCUCAGGGUGCAAUAAUCAUCACAGUUUUUAACCUUCAGCAUCUUCAGGAUUCUGGGGAAUAACACCACAUGGAAUCUUUUCUUGAUAGUAGGAACUGUGAGUCAGCAAGCCUUUAAUGUUUUUAGUUGCAGCCAUUGUUCCAGCCCCAAGCUUUGCUGCCAUUGUCCACUGUUUGUCCAGCUCACGUUUACUGGACUGUGGGAACGGAUUAGGGUUUCAUGGCUUUUUUUUUUUUCUUCUUGCAUAAACUCUUGAUCAAAGACAUUCCUUGGAUGACAAAACACUGUAUACUGUGUCACACAGUCCUGACCAGACUGCACGAACAGUAGUUUAAAAACACAUGCCCACAUUGUUCUCUAAACUGGCUUUUUUUUUCCUUCUUUUUUUUUUUUUUUUUUUGCAAUGUAUGUGCAGACAUUGAAUUUUUGAGACCCCAUUUACCUCCUUUAAAAAACACACACAUAACAGAAGUUACUGUUAAGAAGCACUUAACAGUUUCUGAAAUACAAGUGAAAAACAAAUUACUCCUUGAAACCGAGAAUCUGCGUGACAGAAUUGUCACUUCUGGGCAGAGCUGGAGGUUCUCUCUGCCCUGUGUCUCCUUCCUGGGGAGACCUUGGUGGUGGUGCAGGUGCUCCAAUGCUCUGUAAACCUAAAACCACGUGGAUUAUGCCAUCAUUUUAUGUGUCGUAUCCUAAGGUGGAGAAUGAUUGGAGCACAAUUUGGGAAUUCAUAACCCUGCUUCACCACAGGUACGUUGUUAGAACCACGUGUUGAGAACCUUGACUUAACUACAGUUGUAUGUCUCGGUCUUCUUUUAAGUUCUCUUUUGCAGUAAGAGCUGGACAAAUUUCAGAAAAAUCCAGUUGCAUCAUUAUUCCUCAAACUAACGAGGAAGAAACAAAUGGUGUUUGAGAGAAAAAACAGGGAGAGACUUUUUCAAGGAGCUUUGACUUGGCCUGAAAUUCUCCUUCCGCAGAAGUGUGGCAGUAAGAGAUCCCUGAAGACACCUGAAGUAGGUUUACAGAGGGAUUUAGAUCAUAUAUUUAGGUGGUUGGAAGGUUGAGGAUGAGAGAACACUUGUGUUUCCACAAACGUAGUGAGGCUUGACUCUGCAGCAUUGUUAAGCACUUCCAUGCAGAAAUAAAGGCAGAUUAAACCUUUUCAACAUUGGAAAGAUAUUAUCCAUAAGGGGGGAACCUUUCUGAUCCUUUGCAAUCCAAGGGUCUCCAUGGAAAGAGAAACCUGAAUAAUAUGUGGCUGGUGGGUGUGUUGUCUAAAAGGAAUAAAAUGGUUGUAGUGAAUGACUGAAACAGCUACAAAAAUAGUGAGUGAAAACCACAGAAUAGUAUUACAUUUAUAAGAAAUAAUAUUUAAUUAUGAGUAAAUAAUUCAUGGAAAUCUUGGGAAGGUGUUAUGACAAGAACAUAGCCGUACUUAUUUAACAGGAUAUGUGUGCUUAAGAUCAGGUCUUCAUAUUUAAAAUAACCAGCAGCCAAAUGGAAAGAACUGUGGCCUUGGGGGUGUUUGAGGAGGAAAAAAGCUGUUGGAACAAUAACCCCCAGCAUUCAAACGAUCUGCAGCGAUAAAAUCUAAUAAAAAGGGAGAAAUAAAACAUCAAAAAGCCCAAUUGGCCGUGGCAGACAGUUUGCUAUCAGAGCAGGGACUCGGGACACCAGGUCCCUGCUCAGGUGAGCUGCUGCUGGCUCAGCUCAGUUGCAAUGCUCUGAUGCUUCUUUAGUGGUCCUUGGGCAAGGAUUUGCCCCUCUCAGCCCAGCUCCUUGGAGUCUGGUGCUGAUGUUACCACGCCAGGCACCUAUGGAAUAUGGCUUGUGGAUGGAUGAAGUGUCACGGGGCUGUCAGGUGGGAUGGAUAAAAUAAAACCACUUAGCAACAACAUAUGAUGUUGAAUUUAUUUACUCAGCAGGGCUGAGAAGGGUGAGUGGGGAGCAAUUUCCAUCCUGGGAGGCACUUGCUCCGUGCACAGCUCAGAGCUCCAGACCUUCCUUCACCACGUGGAUCCGGAAGGUCCAUGUGCCAGGUCCUGGAAUGUCACAGCUCCCUUUGGUUCUUGAUGCUAUUAGGGAUCUGUACCUGGAGCUCUCUCCAACCCCAAGGGGGGUUACCCUCUGAACCAGUUACUGCUUUAUUUGUCAGCACAAGCAUUUGGGAUUUUAUCCGAAAUAAACCCAGACCGUUGUUAUUUCUUCAAGGAUAUUACCAUAAAUAAGAAAAACGACGUAAGGUAUAACUAAAUUGAGAAGGGAGAUGAAAUCCACACAGAUGGAUUUUGUAUUUUUUUUCCUUCUGCACAAGAGGGAAAAUGAUGGCUGUGAACACUUAGUGACUUCCCUGAAAUGUGAGACUUUUCCAUACUUAGCAAAAAGUAGGAUAGGUCUAAGGAGGGCUCUGCAGGUGUCAGUAGGAUCAUCAGGAAACUUAUUUCUGUUUUCACUCUUAGAUGUUUAUCACAUUAAAGAAACAAAAAGGUAACUUCUGCCUCGCUCCUAAAUUUGCUCUGCUUGGCCCUUAAGAAGCCUGGCAAGUCUCACAUUAUCAGUGCAAUCCAGUUGACCAAUUUGCAAUCCCUUUCUCAUCAUUUGAUUGGAAUAUUGUGUGGAACUCAGUCAAAAGCCAGAUGGGAAUCCACGUUUUUCGUGCCACUGCAAUUACUGUGAUCAGUUUUAUUUGUGACAUGGUAAAAAUACCAUGUUUGUCUAAAGAGAUACAUUUCUUAUAAAAUGAUGCUGACAGGAAUUCAUACAAAUGAAUUCAUUAAAGGAAAUUAAAUAAUUCAAUAAAAUUAAUUUACAGCUUUACUGCCUUUGUCCCACUGUAGCUUUUCAAUGAUAUUACCAGGAAUCUUCAUCAGAGUGUGUAACCUGCAUUUAUGGGUCAUUCCUGUGACUCUUUUAAAACAACAGCUCCAACCUUCACUUUCUCCUCCAUCUUCUGGAGUUUUCUAUCACUCAAAAUGUGCCUGAAUGUAAGUGGAUUAUUAGUUUUUACAUCUAAUAAAUUUAGUAAAGAGCGUGUGAAUUUAAAUAUUCAUAAAAGGUCUGAGAUUGUCAACUGGCCUGAAUUCAGCAGUGGAACUGGGGAGUUUUUUGGGAGGUCAGUUGGAAGUUUUUCUGUGUGCAGUCUCAAUUUGUUGCAAAAAAAUACAGUAUUUUUCCCUUUACUAAGCUACAGCAUAGCCUAGCUGAACAUGCAUAUUUUUUUACAGCCUAUAGUAAAUUGUUUUUCUUGCUACAUUCUUGUCUUUCUGCCCUUUGCAAUGUGAGUAAUACUGGCAUAGUUCACCCAACAUUCAAAUUUAGUAGUCUGCAAUUGGAGGUGAUGUUCAGGAGAAGGAAAAUGUAAAUAUAAGAGCUGUCUCUGUGGGCUUAAACCUACUUAAGUCACACCACAGUCAGUUUAAGAGAGUUUAUAAAACAGAUAGGAAUGGCAAAACCUACUUAAACUUGUUCAGCCAAACACAGGUUUACAUUUCUCACUGAAUCAUAUUUUUAUCAGCAGAAGAUUUUUGUCAGAAAUCAAGAUUCCCUGAGUGUGUCUCCACUCCAUUUUCAAACAUUUAAGCUCAGAGGGGUGAGCCAUCAGCCUUACCAAAGCGAGUCUUUUAUUUUUUUUUGAAGCACGCUGGGGAAAAUGAAUCAUUUUUGACCCAGUCCAGUUUAAGCCUUGGCUUAGUCUGAAGUCCCCGUGAAUCCAGUCCAGAUCAUCUUUCGGGAGCUGCUCAUUUCAAGUGGAACAAAACCAGAUCACGCUUGUACUGAUAUUACUUUACCUGCCUGAGCUCUGAUUUCACAGCAGGCCACAGGGUUCAGGUUUCUGUCUGCAAUGACUGGGAAACCACCAGGCUCACACGGGCUCAGCUGGGGGUUCUUCUGAUGCAGAUGGUUUCCCAUCUUGCCCCGAGACGAGCUUAUUUUGCACUAGACAAUGAUUAACAUGUUAGAUCUGAGCUCUGGAGUUUCAGUUUUCAUUUCCUGUGCUGCACACACUGCACAGAAUCAGUUGUAACGUGAAGUUUAGUCAAUGGGAAACUCAGGAGGCAGGUACUGAAUUUCUAAUUUGUGACAGCAGAGACGAGCGCUUGACCUUUUAUGUAGAUUUUUUUAAAGACAGAAAUAAUUUCAUAGGGUAAAUAGUCAAAUAUGUAGGUUAUAAGCUUGAUCAUUUCCACUCAAAAUAAGCUGUUUCUGCCGUGUUCAGAUCUGGUAAUAAUUGAUAAUGUGCAUCCCUAGUUUUCAGAGAUAUUUUGGAAUGCGAAUUGGAACACAGGUUAUAAUAUUUUUUCAUUUAACUGUAUAAUAAUAUAUAAUUUCUUUUCCUCCUUGUCCUUCUAGGUCUGGUUAUUUUUUACAUAUUUCUAGUAGGUUUUUACGCUUUUCAGGUUUAAUCCCUUGUUGUCUCAGCUGUACAAUAGUAGAUGCAAAAGCUGUGUAGCAGAGGAAGGACAGGAAAGAAAGCAGGUUAACCUACUGCUUUUAAAAUAGACUAUCUUCUAAGACACAAAUCCUUACACUGUUAAAAAAAAAUACAAGUGUUCUGUACCAUCCAGCACCUAUUUUAUUGACAAGAAACACCAAAGGGUAUUUUACUCUGAGUAAAUAAAAUAAAUAAAAAAAAAAAUACAAAUCCUUUGAUGUUUAAAAUAAAGUCUUCAGCUGAAAAAAGAAAAUAUUUUGCUUCUUGAAAAAGACACGUUUGCAGUGAGAGGCAGUCACCUGCCCACUGCCCAAAACGCCUACAGUUUCCUAAAAUAACAACAAAAGGUUUUCAGCACUGAAACUCUUAAAGCACAAAGAGUCAAACCCAGAAAAUAUCACGUGGUUUACUCACUGCAGUGGGUAGUUACAGCCAUUCAGCAUUUUAAAGGCUACAAAACAAAAAAUAUUAAAAGAAGACAACAGGCAGACGUUGGGUUUUACCAAUUUUAUUUCUAGACUUUAGUUUUUUUUUUUUUUUGUUGCUGGAAACUUGUCUGUUACAGGUCUGUCGGUGAAAAUGUGCAUUUCAGACCAGUGAUGCCAAUAAGUACAAUAUAAAAAAAAAAAUGUACAAAUCUGAAUUGCUUUGCUUACUACAGAUUGUUAUAAUAACGUGACAAAUAAAGCAUCUCUGUUGGCACGUGAACCCACUUAAUCUGGAUUUGGCCUUUUUUAAGUACAUAAGAAUAUUUUAAAAAGAAACUUGCAGUACACACUGCCACUCAGUGUAACAACAUAAUAUAACCCCACAAGCACUAACUCGACAGUAUCAGGUUUGGUUCAGAGACACAGAGAUGCCACGAACAGAAGUGUUUUAUGAGGUAAGCAGUAAGAAAUGUUCCUGAAAUUUGGACAGAAUGUAUCCAGUCCUCCUGGGUCCUGCGACUGCUAGUAGCAUUGCAAUGCUUUAUUUAUGCACUAUGUAGGAUCUUAACUGCAUUUGCCUCAAAAUGAGUUCUAAUUCUGUUUUGGUUUAGCAGCAUACAGGCAACAGCUAGAUUAUUCUUCAGCAUACAACUCUGUUAGCUGGCUUAUUUAUGAGAUUUACAGGCUUUUUAAAUUAGCAUUAUGCUAUAAUUAAAAAAAAAAAAAACAACGAAACAAACAAACAAACAAACAAAAAAAAACCUCCCUAGUAUAUCAUAACAGAUUAAACACACAAAAUACUUAGAGUUCCAGAAGAUAACCUAUCAUACCAAAUGAUGUGUCCCAGCCGAGGGGAAACCACAUCAGGUGGCACACAAGAGUUAUAUUAUAAUGCACCUUUCAUAUAUCAAUGUGGCUAAUAACACAGCUCAAAACUACUAUGAUAAUAAACCCCAGAUCAGACAAGGAAUCCAGCUUUAUAAAAUGCAUAACAAAAA